AUGUAUAUUUUAACUCUAGGAGAUUCUGGAUAUCCCCAACUCCCAUGGCUUAUGACACCAUUUUUAGACGCUGAGUCCAAUAAUUAUAAUGAAAAACACAUGAGAGCUCGAGUUGUUAUUGAAAACACAUUUUCAAGGCUGAAAAAUCGAUGGCGAUGUCUGCACAAGGAUAGAGUUUUGCACUACAAGCCCGUAAAAUGUGCACACAUUAUUUUAGCAUGCUCUGUGUUACAUAAUAUAAUUAUUAAUUUUGGUGUUGAGGAUACAGAGGAAAAUAUAGGUCUGCAAUUUUAA
Parnassius mnemosyne (clouded apollo) is the source of this 294-nucleotide messenger RNA. Lineage: Eukaryota; Metazoa; Arthropoda; Insecta; Lepidoptera; Papilionidae. The record is from the annotation of a GenBank genome assembly.